AUGCGUUUUUGUAGGGUAAGUUUUUUGUUCAUGGGCUAAAAUUGCUGUGUCAUUCGUGGUGUUCUUGUGAUCCACCUAACAUGGCGGAUAAACGCAACAGCUGCUCUGGUGUCGUCGUUAAUUAUUACUACGUCUCCUAGCUUUAAUAGAGAAUAUAGUGGAAGCAUUUUGGUGAAUUUCACAUUUUUUCCUAAUGUGGGUGUUUGCUGCCGUAUUCAACCUCAUUUGUAGUGUUUACUGUGUUCAUGGGAGUUUUUAAAUGCGACAGAAGUCAAGAUUUUGUAAGGUUCAAAGAUGGCGACUGUGCUGCUUUCCGAUGGUAUAAAUGCGGAUAUUCUGGUUCAGAGUGCGCUCGUGGAGAUCAGCCCUUGGUUCUUGCGGGACACGCGUGACCUGGUCGAGGAACCAAUGGGCUUCAUGGUAUUUGCCCUAGAAGCCCGCGUUUGAGUUGUCUGGGCCAAUCCGCGUGGUUACUUUGCACAUGUUGACGUAAUGUAAUACGAUAAGGAGAAGGGUGUGUUCGGUGCGCUUGCAUUUUGUGGAGGAUUAUCUGCAAAAGCCAGUUGCAUGCGGCGUUUCGGCAGCAUUGCAACAGUCUGUCCAAUCGCUUUGUGUAGUUUCUUUGAUGGACAGUCGGCAUUUGCGAAUAGGUUGGUUCAAAAGGCUGUAAAGGAAGUGGCUACCUUCAGGGGCGCGGCCUGGUUGACUGACACGAAAGGCGACCAAUAGAAUGUCUGAGGGCGUGUUCAGUGCGUGUAGCUGUAACCAAUAGAACGUCAGAUGGGUCUAUAUAGACGCGGGUGCAGUCGCAGAAACGCCAUUUCAACGAACAGAUCGAGGGAGGCCGCGUCGACGGGGAGCGGAGGAAACUGGCGAGCAGACUCCGGUCCCGGUUUGAAUCUAGCUUAAUCACAAUCCGGAUCCAUCCCGAUGGAUAUGGCUCUUAACCCGCCCCAAGACAGCUCCCUCCUCGGGCUUGAGGUUGGCUUAAUGGGAGUCACAACGAUGGAGCAGAGUUCUGGCGCAGCUGGGAAGCGAAUCAGGAAACCUUCUCUGCUUUACGAGGGCUUUGAGAGUCCUGGGCUCCCUGCUCUUAGCCAGCUGACACCCUCUGGACCCCCUCAGCCCCCAAUCAAAGACCCCAAUCGACAGGGAAGGAUGACCAACCAGCUCCAGUUUCUACAGAAAGUGCUUCUGAAGUCGCUAUGGAGACAUCAUUUUGCCUGGCCUUUUCAUGAACCAGUUGAUGCUGUCAAGCUCAGCCUACCUGACUAUCAUAAAAUAAUUAAAACACCAAUGGACAUGGGUACCAUAAAGAAAAGACUGGAGAAUAAUUACUACCGCAGUGCAAGUGAAUGUAUGCAAGACUUCAAUACCAUGUUUACCAAUUGCUACAUAUAUAACAAGCCCACAGACGAUAUUGUGCUCAUGGCUCAGUCUCUGGAAAAGGCGUUUCUACAACAGGUGGCAAAGAUGCCCCAAGAGGAAGUGGAGCUGGCUCCUCCCACCCCCAGGAACAAACCGAGCAAAGGCGGCAGAAAAGGUCGCGGUGCAGCAGUGUCUGGUGGAAUAACUACAGCUCAUCAGGUCCCAGCUGUGUCCCAGUCUGCCUACUCUCCGCCAACUCCAGACACUCCAGACUCUGUCCUGUCCACGCCUCCACAGACCCUCCUCACCAAACUCCUUCCCCCAGAACAGAGUGCUCCUACAAUCACCGGCCUGCCCCCCACACAGCCCACCGCAAAAAAAAAAGGUGUGAAGCGGAAAGCAGACACAACCACUCCCACCACAGUUGCGAUGCCCCUCAUGAGCUCCCUGGGCGUUGGUGCCAUGGGGCUGGGACUCACUGGACAUGAAUCCCCCCACACUCUUGCCUCUCUGGGCAUGGCCAUGGACCCCGCCACCGCCCUCAGCAUGGGCAUGGGGAUGGGCAUGACGAUGACGCACGCCGGGGUCAUGAUGGGCACUAAGGCGGCUUCCGGGGGGCGCAGGGGGGUGAGCGGGCGACCCAUAAAACCCCCAAAGAAGGACUUACCAGAUUCAAUGAUAGCUGCUCCUGUACGUCGCAGUAAACUCGGACCCCAGCUGAGGUAUUGUAGCGGGGUCUUGAAGGAGCUGCUGUCAAAGAAACAUGCGGCGUACGCUUGGCCGUUCUACAAACCAGUUGAUGCGGCAACGCUCGGGCUCCACGACUACCAUGACAUCAUCAAACAACCGAUGGACCUCAGUACCAUCAAGAGGAAAAUGGACAGUCGAGAGUACAGAGACGCACAGCAGUUCUCCGCUGACGUCAGACUGAUGUUUUCAAACUGUUACAAGUACAACCCCCCUGACCACGAUGUCGUCACCAUGGCACGAAAACUACAGGACGUGUUUGAGUUCUGUUUUGCGAAAAUGCCCGAUGAACCUCCGGCCCCUCAGAGUUCUUCGUCCUCUUCGUCCUCUUCCUCCUCUUCAUCGGAGAGCGAGCUGAGCAGCGAGAGCGAGGAGAGUGACAGCAGCCCCUCGUCUGACUCGGAGGAGGAGAGAGCAAAUAGACUGGCAGAGCUGCAGGAACAGUUGAAAGCCGUUCACGAACAGCUCACUGCACUCUCUCAAGGCCCGAUUAUUAAACCCAAGAAGAAGAAAGAGAAGAAAGACAAGAAGAAGAAGAAAAAGGGGGAUAAAGAGAAACAUCGCCGACUAGAGGACGAGAUUGUGACCAUCAAACCGGCCAAAGCGCCAAAACUCACCAAAACCCCGAAGAACAAGAGCAGCAAAAGCCUAAACUCUGCUCCGGGAAAGAAGUCUGCCAGCAAGAAAACCAGCAAAAGCAAAUCCAAGAAGACUGCGCCCAUGGUUUUCAAUGUCCCGCCCUCGGCCCACGAACCAUUUAUUGGCCACUACGACUCUGACGAAGAGGAGGACACCGCGCCAAUGUCGUAUGACGAGAAGAGGCAGUUGAGUCUGGACAUAAAUAAACUGCCCGGAGAGAAGCUCGGACGCGUCGUUUAUAUCAUCCAAUCACGCGAGCCCUCACUGCGAGACACAAACCCAGAGGAGAUAGAGAUCGACUUUGAAACGCUAAAACCAUCAACGCUGCGAGAACUGGAGAGAUACGUCAUGACCUGUCUGAGGAAGAAGCCACGGAAGCCAUAUGCGAGUAAAAACAGUGCGGGGAAAAGCAGAGAGGAGCUGGCUCUGGAAAAGCAGCUGGAGCUGGAGCGCCGCCUCAUGGACGUCAGCGGACAACUCAACUCUGGGAAGAAGCCCGUCAAAGCCAAACCGGACAAACCGGCGGCAGACGCACACACACAGCCCUCUCGCCUCAGCGCCUCCUCCUCUUCCUCAGACUCUUCUUCCUCCUCUUCAUCCUCCUCCUCAUCAGACACAAGUGAGUCGGACUCGGGCUGAACUGAUGUAAAGUAUGGACUGAAUGAACUGACCGCGGGCGGAUCACAGCAGCACUAAACUGGACCCUCGGAGGGUCCUGGGACGGUCCGGACCGGGUUUUGGGACCCUGGAUCCAGAUCCACGAGUUUGAAGGAGAUGGGUGCUACAGCCAGAGGCUAAAUCUGGAGAUUUCCCUUCAAACCGUGCCCUGUCUUAUGCUGUAUAGAUACAGUGUACAGUUAUAUAAAUAUAUAUUUUUCUUUUAUAAAGAAGCAUUUUAUGGAGCUAAAUUAUUCCCUGAUUGUGGGAAAGAUGGACUGGUGUGGGCAGAGUUGUGUUUUAGUUUUUGUUUUUCCUCGAGUGAUGCAGAAAAGAGGGAGCCACUGUCUGUGUGAAUGGUCAUGUAUGUUAGCAUGCACAUGUGAGUACAGCUCCUCACAGUUUAAGCAGACAAACCUCUGCGGCAGAAGCACCUUCAGAGCGCAUGCAUCCAUUAAACCCACUGUACAAAAACAUCACAUUUAUACAUCAAUAUUUCUGUUUCAUGUUCGCUUAAAAUUUCAGUUUCUCUGUAUUUGUUGCUUUUCCUUGUGACCAAUCUGCAAAUAAAUUGUGAGGACGUGUUGUCCACUCACCCCUGCAAAGA
Messenger RNA from Periophthalmus magnuspinnatus, 4018 nucleotides. It is a transcript of the gene brd2a, whose product is annotated as bromodomain containing 2a. The record is from RefSeq and is a predicted model, not a curated record. Gene Ontology annotation, biological process: regulation of DNA-templated transcription; chromatin remodeling. Lineage: Eukaryota; Metazoa; Chordata; Actinopteri; Gobiiformes; Gobiidae. The coding region runs from base 931 to 3393 and encodes 820 amino acids. Gene Ontology annotation, cellular component: chromatin; nucleus. The transcript has 12 exons.